Messenger RNA from Artibeus jamaicensis (Jamaican fruit-eating bat), 871 nucleotides. It is a transcript of the gene GTF2A2, whose product is annotated as general transcription factor IIA subunit 2. The coding region runs from base 271 to 600 and encodes 109 amino acids. The transcript has 6 exons. Gene Ontology annotation, cellular component: transcription factor TFIIA complex. Gene Ontology annotation, molecular function: RNA polymerase II general transcription initiation factor activity; TBP-class protein binding. NCBI's taxonomy places the organism in Eukaryota, Metazoa, Chordata, Mammalia, Chiroptera, Phyllostomidae. The record is from RefSeq and is a predicted model, not a curated record. Gene Ontology annotation, biological process: transcription initiation at RNA polymerase II promoter; RNA polymerase II preinitiation complex assembly.
UUCCGGGUCGUUGGCCAAGUUCUGUGGUUUCUGCGGCGGCCGGCGAGGUGGUUGGGGAAGUAGGCACCUCCUCCUGGUCUCCGCCGUGCUGCGUCUGUCUACUCCGCAGCGGGAAGCGUCUUCCCCACAGUGCUCUUUAAAUAACAGAUUUAAGAGAACAGGAAACUGAAGGGGAAGGCGUGCAGGUUGUAGCAGAAGGUCAUCGGAACCCACAACUUGACAGAUAUCAAUGCAAGACUGAAUAAGGAAAACAGUUUCUCCCUCUAAGCCAUGGCAUAUCAGUUGUACAGAAACACCACUUUGGGAAACAGUCUUCAGGAAAGCCUCGAUGAGCUCAUACAGUCUCAACAGAUCACCCCCCAACUUGCCCUUCAAGUUCUUCUUCAGUUUGAUAAGGCUAUAAAUUCAGCACUGGCUCAGAGGGUCAGAAACAGAGUCAAUUUCAGGGGCUCUCUAAAUACAUACAGAUUCUGCGAUAACGUGUGGACUUUCGUAUUGAAUGACGUUGAAUUCAGAGAGGUGACAGAACUUAUUAAAGUGGAUAAAGUGAAAAUUGUAGCCUGUGAUGGUAAAAAUACCGGCUCCAAUACUACAGAAUGAAUAGCACAAUGGCUUUUUGUAUGUCGUCUUCUGUUACUGUUCAUCACUUUUUAAAGAGAAGCCUAGAAGAGACUUUUUAUUUAUUCUAGCAUUACAGAAAUGACUACACUGUGCUGUACUAUCAGAGAAUCCAGUAGAAAGGUUAUAACUCUGUAGCCUCUUACAUCACCUUGAUUAUACAACAUGAAGAAACAGAACUUUUUUUUAAUGACAAAUCAAACAUCGUUGCCUUCCUAAUAGCAUUCUUUAAUAAACUUGUUUUAAAACUCAA